Messenger RNA from Anolis sagrei ordinatus, 1484 nucleotides. It is a transcript of the gene RAC3, whose product is annotated as Rac family small GTPase 3. Gene Ontology annotation, cellular component: neuron projection; cytoskeleton; cytoplasmic vesicle. The record is from RefSeq and is a predicted model, not a curated record. Gene Ontology annotation, biological process: regulation of actin cytoskeleton organization; cortical cytoskeleton organization; establishment or maintenance of cell polarity. Gene Ontology annotation, molecular function: GTPase activity; protein kinase binding; GTP binding. NCBI's taxonomy places the organism in Eukaryota, Metazoa, Chordata, Lepidosauria, Squamata, Anolidae.
GGAAGGAGAGAGGGAGAGAGAGCCUCCGCGCCACCCUCCGCCGCCGCCAUCGCAGCCCUCCCGCCGGGCACCGGGGCAGAUGCAGGCCAUCAAGUGUGUGGUCGUGGGAGACGGGGCUGUGGGGAAGACCUGUCUGUUGAUCAGCUACACGACAAAUGCCUUCCCCGGAGAGUACAUCCCCACUGUCUUUGACAAUUAUUCUGCCAAUGUCAUGGUGGAUGGAAAGCCAGUUAACCUGGGUCUGUGGGACACAGCAGGACAAGAAGACUAUGACAGGCUGCGACCUCUUUCCUAUCCACAGACGGAUGUGUUCCUGAUCUGCUUCUCACUGGUGAGCCCAGCUUCCUUUGAAAAUGUCCGAGCCAAGUGGUAUCCAGAAGUCAGACAUCACUGCCCCAAUACACCAAUCAUCCUUGUGGGCACCAAGCUGGACCUGAGAGAUGACAAGGACACCAUCGAAAGGCUGCGGGACAAAAAGUUGGCUCCCAUUACAUACCCCCAAGGCCUAGCCAUGGCUAGAGAGAUUGGCUCCGUAAAAUACCUAGAAUGCUCUGCCCUUACACAGCGAGGCCUCAAGACCGUCUUCGACGAAGCCAUCCGUGCCGUGCUCUGCCCCCCACCUGUAAAGAAGCCUGGCAAAAAGUGCACUGUUUUCUGAGGGCACCUGAGUUUAGCACAUUGUGGUUGCCUCGCUCUUCUUGGCACACAAGGAAGGAGCGUUCGCUGGGCGGUCCUGCAGAGGGAGUGGGGCAGGGCCCUUCAUCAUGUACGAAGUCAGUGUUUUUUUAAAUGUCUCUUUGAUUUAACGUCUGUGUCGAUGUAAAAAGAGCCGCAUGGGAGGAAGGAGGAGCUAGGUGCCAUCCCACCCUCCAGGGCAGAGCGAUGUCUGUGUGUGAGUUGGAGGGAGCGUGCUCCCUGACUCUGUGCUGGGGAAGGAGUGCAUGACCAGCCCUUUCCUAACUUAACUUCUAUUGGUGCUAGAGCUUUGUGGUGGGAGCAGAGUACGAAAUCACAAAAGACAAAUGGGACACAGGCUGAAGAACUAGCCAUGGGUACUUUAUUGUGCAAGACGCUAGCUUACACUCGAGAACUGGGUCAGAGCAGCUUCUGUGCCAUCCAAAGCUGCCUUUGCUUUUCAGGGCACCACCUGCCCCACUUGCUGCUUCCGAGCUGGUUUUAUUUGACUGCCAGCUCUCCCCAAAAGAGGGAAAGAGCAGGGAGGUCUCUUUACCACGUCCAGCCUGGCACAACAAAACUGCCUGGAAGGGCCUUUCUGUAAGAUGUUUGAAAAGAAAAACUGGGGAAGGCCCAGGUACAAAGCUGAUGGCCAGCCCCUUCCUUUUGUCAGGUAUGAUGGACGGGGGAUGGAGCACGGAGAGCUUUGCAGGGGUCGGGAUGGAGAUGGGUCGGAUUUUUAAAUCAUUGUGUAGCGUGAUGAGCCGAACACCUCUUAUUUUAUACAAUAAACAUUUCUCCAUAAGUAA